This is a messenger RNA of Candida tropicalis MYA-3404, 792 nucleotides long. It is a transcript of the gene SDH2, whose product is annotated as succinate dehydrogenase iron-sulfur protein subunit. Gene Ontology annotation, biological process: respiratory electron transport chain; tricarboxylic acid cycle; aerobic respiration. Gene Ontology annotation, molecular function: electron transfer activity; 2 iron, 2 sulfur cluster binding. NCBI's taxonomy places the organism in Eukaryota, Fungi, Ascomycota, Pichiomycetes, Serinales, Debaryomycetaceae. The coding region runs from base 1 to 792 and encodes 263 amino acids. The transcript has a single exon. Gene Ontology annotation, cellular component: mitochondrial membrane. The record is from RefSeq and is a predicted model, not a curated record.
AUGUUCAGAUCCGUUCUUCGCCAACAAAAAGCUGCUCAAUUCAGCAUCAGAUCUUUAGCCACUGCUACUACUGAAAAAGCUCCAAGAUUAAAGAAAUUCCAAGUUUAUAGAUGGAACCCAGAUACCCCAGAAGUUCAACCAAAAAUGCAAACUUAUGAAGUUGACUUGAACAAAUGUGGUCCUAUGGUUUUGGAUGCUCUUUUGAAAAUUAAGAACGAACAAGAUGCCACAUUGACUUUGAGAAGAUCUUGUCGUGAAGGUAUUUGUGGUUCUUGUGCCAUGAACAUUGGUGGUAGAAACACAUUGGCUUGUUUAUGUCGUAUAGAUCAAGAUGAAACUAAAGACUUGAAAGUUUACCCAUUGCCACAUAUGUUUGUUGUUAGAGAUUUGGUCCCAGAUUUAACUCACUUCUACAAACAAUACAAGUCUAUUGAACCAUACUUGCAAAGAGAUUCCAACCCAGCUGAUGGUAGAGAAAACUUGCAAAGUAUUGAAGACAGAGCUAAAUUGGAUGGUUUGUACGAAUGUAUUUUGUGUGCUUGUUGUUCAACUUCUUGUCCAUCUUACUGGUGGAAUCAACAACAAUACUUGGGUCCAGCUGUCUUGAUGCAAGCUUACAGAUGGUUGAUUGAUUCAAGAGAUCAAGCUACUGCAUCCAGAAAAGCUAUGUUGCAAAACUCUAUGUCCUUGUACAGAUGUCAUACCAUCAUGAACUGUACCAAAACUUGUCCAAAAGGUUUGAACCCUGGUAGAGCUAUUGCUGAAGUUAAAAAACAAUUAGCCUUUGAUUAA